CUUAUGAUUCCCUUACGGCCGUACGCGGACUCCUGCGCCCGCCAUGUUAUCCAGACUGACACGUCAGAUGUGACCAUGGAGUCACCAAGUCUCGCAGAAUCUCUGUCCUUUGGAUGCCGAGCUUGAACAGAGCCCUUGCUCGUCGGCAGCUCGCCCUCUCCUCAGCUUCAUUGGCUUGGCGUGGCUGCAUAAGGCUGUAGAGUUACCGCCAAAGUCACGAUCUGACCUAGUCCCCGCGGAGCACGACGAGCAGCAGAUAAACUCGGUAGUCCCCGGUCGAAGUUGGCGAUGCUUCUUUCACCCUAAGCUCUCAUCGUACCUGGUCCGAAAUGUUCUCACUGAUCCUCGGGAUUCUCGCCAUCCCCUUCGGCUGGGCUGCAGCCGGGGGCGUCUGUACUGCCAAUCGCAGCAGUGCGUCGGCGUGGUGCAACCACUACACUUAUACGUGCACCAGUACGGCAUGGGGCCCUUCUAAAACAUCGACUACCACCGUCACGGUCACGACUGUUGGAUCAAGCACCAUAACCACCACUUCAUGCGGGAUCUCACCCCUCACCACGGUGACGUCUGUUGCCGGGGCCACAACCAAAGCGAAGCGAAGCGCGCCUUCCAAACCAAAUUGUCUCGCACAAUACAAUAGCGGGCCCGAAAUCUCGUCGGCUUGUAAGAAUGGUGGCUGGCCGGUGCACGAAACCACAUGGUGGUGGCAUCACACCGGUCCUGCCAAAACGGUCACGAAAACAAAGACGGUGACCGGCACUGUCGUUGUCGAAUCUCCAAUCGUCAACUUCCUACUUAUGGCCUUCGGCUCCGGAACGAGCGCAGAUGGACAGUACGCUUCCGUCGAUUCGGGCCAUCCCAAUUUCAACAAAAGUGAAGAGCAUGAUCCAACCUCCUUCACGCUGUCUGGCACUUCUCUGAUCGAGCAGUCCGGAGGUUAUCAUACAACUGCGGACGAAAUCGCGAUGCAAGGGGCCGGAGAUACCGCGGUCGAGUUUUUUUCCGAUCCCAGUGACGACAACGUCUUGGAAUGCACUCCCGAGUCAGUGAACGGCGACUGCACGCUCGCCUGCACUGUUGCCGGCAACUCGGUGGAUUAUCUGUGCGCCGGCGGUGAUGGUGAAGCGGCGUGGUAUAUUGGAACGGCUGUCGAAUCAGGCUGCACGAGCUUCACGCCGUCGGUGGUCCCUGUUUCUGCUGUUGUUCCAUACACCCAGUCGAUGCUGGCCCGGGCUGUUGCUACCCCAGCCGCGUAACCUCGUGGAUGACUGUCUCAUUAGUCUAUCCUCUCCUUUGAUUCGGGGUUAGCUGCAAAGUACAUAUCGUCCAAGGAUUACGUUUGGUAUCAACGGAAUUGCUACCGGUUGCGCGUGCAGUCGGCCAGAGGAGAUGGAAUGAUUUGACUCCAGCCUUACGCUGCAGUGAUUGUGAUUUGUUCGUGCAGAGUCCACUAUUCGCAGACGCAUAUGAGAUCGUCUUCACUCGAGUUUCAGGUGUUUCCGGAGCCACGGAAGGCAUGUGAAGCAGUCCGGACAGAGCAGCAGUUGUAACCGGAGCCACCGUAUACGUCACAAGUCGAAGUGCUGGACCAGCGAAUCAAGAGGCUGCAUAGCGGCCAAUCGAAGAUGCGUGGGAUGCUUGCGUACCGGCAUUCCGUUGAACGCCGGUUGCCGACUCUCCGAUUCAUCAUCAAGGCAAAAGGCAGGGAGACGGCGGGCGAUGAUCA
Messenger RNA from Neohortaea acidophila, 1726 nucleotides. RefSeq lists its product as uncharacterized. Lineage: Eukaryota; Fungi; Ascomycota; Dothideomycetes; Mycosphaerellales; Teratosphaeriaceae. The transcript has 4 exons. The record is from RefSeq and is a predicted model, not a curated record. Bases 330 to 1256 code for a protein of 308 amino acids.